AAAUAAAAGAUAGAUAAUAGGAAACAGGGAGGGAGAUCUUUUGCAAAAGUGAAGGGGAUCUAGAGAAAGAGUGGAGUGGAGGGGAAAAAGAAAGCUAUAUUAUAAAGCUACAGUCAUCAAAAUAGUUUUGUACUGGCAUAAAAACAAACAUACGGACCAGUGAAAUAGAUGAGAAAACCCAGAAGUAGACCCAAACUCAGGCCUGCAACUAGUUUCUGACCGGGGCACCAACCAGGAUGGCAGUGGGACAAGGGACAAGUGUCUCUGACAGGUGGUGCUGGGGAAACCAGACUUCCACACCCCAAAGAGGAAAACAGAUUGUCUGCAUAGAAUAUGUAUUUUGUAAUGGAAAACCUGAAAAUGUCUUCCAACAGCGUGAUCUUUAUUUAAUAGAGGUUUCUAGUGUGAUUAUGAUACUGUCCCAGUGAGUCUCCAGCUGUGUAAUUAGUAUGUGAUUAUUAACAUGCGCUCUAUGAAGGAUUCGCCCUGGUGUUUCCAUGCCUGUCUGUGCCUUUGUUGAUCGUAUCCAUCCAGCCCUCCUCUUCCCCUUCCCUUCCCCUCUUCCCCCUCCUCUCCACCCCCUAAUAGUCCCUCUUGUUCGAGUUAUUUUUCUUGAGUUUCAGCAUAUGAGAGAUAUUCUUUAUUUAUGAUGAAGCAUGGAAUCAUGCCUGCAGUAGAGUCUACUCAGUGUCCUGUUCUGGGAUUUAUGAAGAUAAAAGGCUUAUGAAAGGUUACCGAAUGAAUGACAUCCUUUGUGACUGUAGGUGUGGAUACACACACAAUCCUGGCCAGUGUAUACCCUGGGUGUGAAUUGCGCCUGGCACCGUCGUGGAAGUUUGUGGUGCAGGAAUAGCUUCUUCGUGCCUUCGCUGGCUGGUGGCCGGCUCUGCUCCCUCUCGGAGUGGGCACAGACACGGUGUCUGGGGGAGUGAGGAACACUUCGCCUUGCCCGUUCUCUCAGUCCCCACUGGCCUCCAGGCACGAACCGCACGGUGGAUCCUGUUCCUUGCAUGGCUGUCCCCACUGCCAUGACAGGUCAAGGUGGCAUUUUAUUUGCAUUCCUGGGGAAUUUCUGAGACACUGUCUGAGUCCUGCAGUGGCUCUGAGGGCCUGACCUCGAUUUCGCCAGGUCCUCUGGGCUCCCAGACUUCCUGGCCUCGGCAGGCUCGGUCCACGCUGGGCCCCGCGGAGCUUUCGCUUCUCCCAGACACGACGUUCAGCGCAGAGCAGGGUGCACGGGCCCCGAGAGAAGCUUCAGCACCCUGUGAGGGGACGCAUCACCCAGACGGAGCCUGGCCCCGCUGUCGCCCGAGGGCCCGGGACCAGGACUCCCAGCUGCCCAGGGCUCCCUCCCGCCACCUGCGGCAGAGCUUCCCUUCUCCCGCUGUGGGUUUCCCAAAGAAGAAAGAGCCACCCCUCCUGGAUGCUUCCGCAGCUGGGAACGCUUUUCCCGCAGAGUACGAUUUCUUCCCAUGGAGAUUCGGGUGGGGACUCCGGGGCUCCGGGUGACCCGUGGCGGUGAUCUCGAUUGAGGCAGUGAUCAGUAGACCCGAGCUGGAGGGCGGCAGGGGGACGGCCAGGGACGGGAGCACGGGACAGUGGGGACAGGGCCUUUGCACAUGCGUAGUAGAGUCCAAGGAAGCCCGGCGGAACAGCCAGGGCCGCUAGCCCUGGGAAGUGGCAGAGGAAAGGCAAAUCUCCUUCCGGUUCCUUAACAUCAACUCCUUCCCUGCAGAAUGUGGAGCUGCAUUUUAUUUUCAAUAUGUCUCAAUGCUGAGAAUGACUAGAGAUAAUAUUGACAGUUGACAUUAAAUCUUUAAAAAAUCAUACUUUUUAAAGAGCGUUCCAUUGUUAAGAGUAAUACUUGUUUUCCAAUAUUUAAUCAAAGACCUGCAAAAUUAAAAUAAAUCCAUAUAAAGGAAGAAGGAAGCAAAUGUUUUGUGUUCAGGAGUACUGAAAGGAGCUCUCUGUCCCCACGACGGUGGAAAUGUAGAGUGGAACGGGCCCUGAAGAUUAUAUUUACUGUACAAUGCAAGGUUUUCUCGUUGCCUCUACUAUUCUGGGGACAGACUUUGAAUUAAAGCACCCUGGACGUUUCUUAAAUAAAGAGAAUGAGGAGGAAAUGCUGAGUGGCUUCUAGGUCCUUCUCUGCUGUCUGUGUCUAAUGACAAAUGUGAGGCAGACUGUCGUCUGUGGCGAGGAAGCCCUGCAGGAGGGAGUGACACCCAUGCCCCUCAGCAUGUGGUGUCUGGGGAACAAGGGUCUUAACGCCCCUCCCGCUGCUGCCUGUGUAGCUCCUCUUGGCUGCUACCACUCUAUGUCUCAUUUCCCACACACAUGCUGUGUGCACUCCAGCCACGCAUGUCCAUAGGCUCCACACACAUAUGCAUGCACACACACUUGUGUACACAUAAGCAUGAACAUGCGCACAUGCACAUGCAAAGCUAUGCAUGUCUCACACUGACAUCCACAAAUGCACCCGCCACACCCUGGCACCCAUAGACAUGAACAUACACACGCGUGCACACAUAUUAUUCAUGCUCCCACUCCCCAGUGCACCUACUCCUGUGUGCACACACAAGCACAUGUUGGGCCUGCACAGAACUGGGGGCACACUCACAAACACAUGUCCACAGUUCUGGCUGCAACACAGUGCUUAAGUGUCUGCUGUGACAGCAUGGUGCUGCUUCCGUUCCCCUAACUCUUCUGCUGCUUUUCCAACCCUGCAGCUGACCGCUCAGGGAUGUUGUUCAUAGGAGAUGCUGUUCUACAGCAUUCUUAAUUUGUCAACCAUUCAGGUCAACGGCAUUCAUGUAGAACAUGCAACCCACGAAGAGGUGGUACAUCUCCUGAGAAAUGCGGGGGACGAAGUCACCAUCACCGUGGAGUACCUCCGGGAGGCGCCAUCGUUCCUGAAGCUCCCGAUAGGGUCCCCGGGGCCGUCCAGCAGCCACAGCAGCAGGGCGUCCUCGCCCCUGUUUGACAGUGGCCUGCACCUGAAUGGACACUGCAGCCACACGGCGCUGUCCUCACCGUCCUCACCCACAGCUGAUGAACCAAAGUAUGAGAAGCGCUGGUUGGACACCCUGUGCAUUCCUCUGUCCAUGGCUCGGAUCUCCAGGUGCAAAGCCAGCACAGGAAGCCUCAGGUCCAGCGGUUUUGAGGUGCUGGCGCUGGACGGGGCGCGCUCCGGAGUCCUCCAGUUCCCCACCACCCAGGACUGUGUUGACUGGCUGCACGCCAUCUCAGCCCACAUCAGCUGCCUCACGCUGCAGAGUAUGAAGAUGGCAAAUAAAUGCUGCUCUCCCGGCAACCAGGUAGUGCACAUGGGGUGGGUGAACGAGAGGCUGCAGGGAACCAACUCCCCCCAGACCUUCGGAUCCAAGUUCCUGGCGCUGAAGGGCUCAUCUGUCUACAUCUUCUGCUCUCCCCCGGUGAGCACGGUGGACUGGGUGCGGGCAGAGAGCAUCUAUAACCUCUGUGAGGUGCUAUUUAAAGCUCACAAGCUCUGGGUGAUGGAUGGCUAUUGGCUGCCAGCCAACCUCUGUCUCAGGCUGCAGGACUUGGACUUGGAGAACCAGAGGCCAUACUGCUUCAGCCUCCUGGCUGGCCAGGGGAGGAGCCACGUCUUCACUGUGGAGCUGGGCACAGAGCUGGCCGUGUGGGAGAAGGCGUUCCAGAAAGCAACAUUCUUGGAGGUGCAGAGGACCGGGUCAAAAACAUACAUGUGCAGCUGGCAAGGAGAGGUGCUGUGUUUCACUGUGGACUUCGCUCUGGGAUUCACCUGCUUCGACACCAAGACGAAGAAUGUGCUAUGGAGAUUUAAGUUCUCCCAGCUGAAAGGGUCUUCAGAUGACGGGAACACUCGAGUGAAGCUGCUAUUUCAGAACCCAGACACCAAGCAAAUUGAGACAAAGGAGCUGGAGUUCCAGGACCUCCCAGCCGUGCUGCACUGCGUCCACGCCUUCAUGGCCUCCAAAGUGGCCUCCCUGGACCCCGCAUUCCCGGACAGCCUCUGCCUUGCCAGAAGACACAUGCACAGCAGCUAGGGUGGCUUCAGCUGAGUACCGAGAAUUAAACUAUUUUCUUAGGACAUGAACCUUUCCUGCACAACACUGCACCUUUGCGUGAUUUUAUAACGAGCUCAGAGUUGUUAUACCAAUAAAAUCGUCAUGAGUUUGCA
Messenger RNA from Heterocephalus glaber (naked mole-rat), 4183 nucleotides. The record is from RefSeq and is a predicted model, not a curated record. Lineage: Eukaryota; Metazoa; Chordata; Mammalia; Rodentia; Bathyergidae.